Messenger RNA from Leptopilina boulardi, 1911 nucleotides. Its product is annotated as cytochrome P450 4C1-like. Gene Ontology annotation, molecular function: oxidoreductase activity, acting on paired donors, with incorporation or reduction of molecular oxygen; monooxygenase activity; heme binding. Bases 126 to 1631 code for a protein of 501 amino acids. The record is from RefSeq and is a predicted model, not a curated record. Lineage: Eukaryota; Metazoa; Arthropoda; Insecta; Hymenoptera; Figitidae. The transcript is spliced from 13 exons.
AUUUUAACUAAUUCAUUUUUGCUGUUAUAAAAGACUGUGUGAACAAUAAUAAUUCAGUUACUUUUAGUAAACUCUAUUGAAGUGUCGUUACAAUUUUCACCGGUGCAAUCGAAUAGAAGUUUAAAAUGGUGUUUUCAACUCAAUGCAUCCUGUUUUGCUUGAUCAUAAUUGGGAUAUUUAAAAUUAUUGCCUACUAUAUUGACUAUAAAGAAUUUUUUAAAAAAGCUUCUUUACUUCCUGGUCCUAAAACUAUUCCAAUAUUGGGUAAUGCUCACCUUCUUUUAAAGAAAAAAUCGAAUAUUCUAAAGGAAGCCAAUAUAUUGAUUAAAUUGUAUCCAUCGAUAUUUAGAUUGUGGAUAGGAAACUGCUUGUAUGUCACCAUUUGUGAUCCAAAACUUAUCCAAACUUUUCUCUCGAGCAAUAAAGUACUGAAGAAAGGUAGCCUUUAUAAGUUCUUUCAUUCCAUAAUAGAAAAAGGAGUAUUUUCUACAUCACCUCCCGCUUGGCAGACUAACAGAAAAUUUAUUAUGCCAAUAUUUCAAACCAAGAAAUUACAUUCGGCUAUCGAUAUUUUUAACAAAUAUGCAAUUGAAUUAGUAAAUAUUUUAUCAACUAAAGAAAAUAAUGACAAAUUUGAUAUAACAGAUAUGCUCAAUAUUUACACAGUACAAGUUACUGUAGAUAGCUUUAUGGGCGAUUCAAUUAAUUUAGAAAUGAAUGAGGCAGAUAAAUAUGGUAAAUUAAUGUCGAGGCUACUUCAACUUGUUAGCAAAAGAACUAUGAAUUUUUUUUUGCAUCCAAAUAGUAUUUUUAAGUUUUCACAAUUGUCAAAAGAUACUAAUGAAAUUAUUGAGUCCUUAAAUAAAAUUACAAAUAAGAUUAUUCAAAAACGAAGAGAAUUCCUUAAAAGUGAAGAUAAAGUAAUAGGUGACAGAGAUAAAACGUUAUUUUUGGAUAAAAUAAUAGAGCAAUGUGAUGAUUUGAAUGUGAUCGAUGAUAUUCAAUUACAACAUGAAGUCAAUACAAUAUUAUUUUCGGCAACUGACACUACUUUAAUUACUAUUUCAUUCGCAGUAUUGGUAUUAGUUACAUUUCCUGAAAUACAGAAAAAAGUAUACGAAGAGCUUUACACAUUAUUUGGAUCUGCGGAUCCUGAGGAUAAUCCAAUUACAAUUCAUGAUUUAAAUAAAAUGGAUUAUUUAACAAGAGUAAUCAAUGAAACUUUACGUUUUUUUUCUCCGGUUCCAUAUAUUAUACGAGAAGUAAUGGAUGAUCUUAAUAUUGGAGAGUACACAUUACCAAAAGGAUGUCAAGUAAUUAUUCCAAUUUCGAAAAUUCAUAAAAAUGAAGAAUUUUGGCACGAACCGGAAAAAUUCAAUCCUGAUAGAUUUCUUCCUGAUGAAGUCUUACAACGACCGACUUGUUGUUUUUUGCCUUUUAGUGCCGGUUUAAGAAAUUGCAUGGGUUACAAAUUUGGUAUGAUGGCAAUGAAAAUUGUUUUGGCAACGAUUCUUCGAAGAUUUGUUCUUACAUGUGAUGAAAUUGUACCUUUACAUGAGGUAAAACUAAAGCAUGAAAUAUUCAUGAAACAAUGUGAACCAAUUAAAAUUAGAAUUCAAAAGAGAAAUUAGGCAAACACUAAUCUUACAAUACGCUCGGUUAUUGGGAAAAACAAUAUAUUAUUUUUUUUUAAAAACAAACUUCUUGGGUUGAAAUAUAAUUUUAAUGAAACAUAUAUUACAUCAAAAACAAUAAAAAAAACCAACAACGUCGGGGGUAAUAAUAAUUUAUAAAUUAAUUUAUAUUUCAUUACCUUUAUAUUUUUCGGAAAUGUUGAAAAUUCAAUUUUAAAUUUUCUGUCUAAAAAUUGUAUACAUUUCAAAAAUAUAGUUAUUUUCAGUCGGCACAGAA